CCACCACUGACAUCGCUGCGUGUGUGUGUGCGUGUGCGUGUGCGAACCUGCUGCUAGCUCCUCCAUCCACAGCCGCAGUCAGUCACACAGUCAAGCCGACGUGAGGACUCGUCGCUCGGGCUUCUCCGGUAGAAAAAAAGAGUCGCCUUUCAAUCAACCGACUGUGGAGGGAAGACGGGAAGAAAAAAAAAACGAAAAAAAAACCGAGGACAAUGUUUGACACGACAAGUUAGCUUUUUUUUCUUUUUUUGGUGGUACGAGAAAGACGGGAUUUGAGGGGGGCGGGGGAGCACGUGGAACGUUUUAAAAAGCAAACAAGCUGCUCCAGAGUGCACCUAAACGUUGCCCCGCGGAAGCCCUUUGCCAGCUGACCCGCAAGCUUCCAAGAUGAGUGCCAAAGCCGCCAUCAACAAGGAGGUUUUCGUACCCCACGACGAGAAGAUGCUGGCAGCCGUGCAGGUGAAGCGCAAGACUAAGAAGAAGAUUCCUUUCCUGGCUACUGGUGGCCAGGGAGACUACCUGACAUUCAUCUGCCUCGCAGUGACGAAUAAGAAGCCCGCCCACGUCACCAUCACCAAAGUGAAGCAGUUCCAAGGAUCGUCCGGCUUUGUCAAACGCUCACAGUGGACUAUCGACCAACUACGGCAGGUCAAUGGCAUUGACUCCGACAAAGACUCCCCGGAGUUUGACCUGACGUUCGAUAACGCCUUGGACCAGUGGAUUGCCGGUUCUGCGGGAGAGAAGUGCACCUUUGUCCAGAUUCUUCACCACACCUGCCAGCGCUACAUCCCCAUGCGAAAACCAGAAUUUGUCAACUGUCAGUCCAAGCUGCUGGGAGAAGUCCAAGCAGUAGAUUCAGUCGUUGUCCGUUGCAAAGUGUUUAUGAACAGAGUGAGGAAAGAUCUGGUUGCUCACCAUAGUCAUCUCACAAGACGAGGCAACAGUAUACUCCACUCGGCCGCAGACAGCGUGACGAGCGCCGUGCAGAAGGCCAGCCAGGCUCUGAACGAGCGAGGCGAGCGACUGGGCCGGGCCGAGGAGAGGACCGCCGACAUGAUGAACAGCGCCGAACAGUUUUCCGUCACAGCGCACAAGCUUGCCAUGAAGCACAAGUGUUAAAACAACCACUGCCAAAACCAACUUGUCUUCGGGAGGGCGCCGGUGGGGGUUUAUCACCAAUCGCCACUCGCUCUCCAGGACUCUGGAUUUGUGUUGCUUUUGAAAAAGACGUUACAAUAUUUAAGUUAGGGUAUUGAAGAAGACAAAGAAGCGGUAAAGUGUUGACUUGGAGUCAGAUACCAUGCUUCUGUUAACAACCUCUCACACAGACAAGCCAUGACUCAAAGACGUGGACCAUUUUCUAUGACAGUUUUACUUAUUUAUGUGCGCUCUGGUGGGUGGUAACCACACACACACACACACACACACCAAGAGACAUUCCCUUUUUAAAGCCAGUCCCGUUUCCACAUUAAUAAUUAGACAACGCCCUUGGGGGAGAGCCUAAAUGAAUAAUCACCACCGUGCUACAAACGGAGAACAUCUGCUCGCUCCAGCUUUGCGAUCGAUAAAUCCACAAGUGACCGUCAGUUUGGGACGCGGCGCGCUUUGAAGUCGGCUAUUGUUGUUGUUUAACAUUUCACAAUAUACAAAGCAAGUAUUAAAAAAAUAAAUAAAUUGCACAUACAGUGGAACUUCCAAGAUCGGUUUGAUUAAAAAAUGAAUUGACAAACAUUUGGCAUCAAGCUAGCAGCUAGCGCGAGAAGUUUACAGUCUACAAUUUAUCUCAGUGCUGCAAACAGACGGACUCAUGCACAAUAUCAGUCAAUAAAGAUCCAAAUUUUCUUUUGUUAACAUAAAAUUGUCAAGCCAAUAGAAGUUAUUUUGACUGUAAUCCACCCGCUAAUUAAAUGUAAAACGUUACAACACACACACAAAACGCUCUACAUUUUGAUCCUAAACAAAUGACUGCUGGCUAGUGAACGGUUAGCACACGAAGCUAAUGUAACUAACGUAAAUAUUUAUUCCCGUUUGUUUUGUUUUUCUGUGAGACCGUCCUGCACUUGAAGAACAAUGUAUUAUUUUGCGUAUCGGAGAAUUUUUGUGUUAGCGGGAGGCCGCCUGCGUCGCCUGGAUCCGCUUAGCUUCCAUGUGUCAAAAAGCCAAACGUGUCAGUCUUCGCUGGUCCGUGUUGUACAACUGGUGACUCCUUUCUCCUCCGGUUUCACUUCGAAUGUCUCGAUUCCAGCUCUAACAUGGCUGCUGCUUCUGUAACGGUGGUCGCUCAUCAAAAGCUAUUUUACUGACUUCUGAUGUAUCUGAUUUCAAAUGUAUUUUCUAAUUGACAUUUUAAUGCACUCUUUCAGCAAAAAUUGUUCGUGCUUUCACUUCCUCCGUCUAACGCAACACUUUGGAUGUUUGUUUUGAAUAAUAAAAAGAAAUAAGCCUA
Molecule: messenger RNA, 2446 nt
Organism: Phyllopteryx taeniolatus (common seadragon)
Lineage: Eukaryota; Metazoa; Chordata; Actinopteri; Syngnathiformes; Syngnathidae
Gene: stxbp6
Product: syntaxin binding protein 6 (amisyn)
Exons: 7
Coding region: 388-1119 (243 amino acids)
Biological process (GO): regulation of SNARE complex assembly; Golgi to plasma membrane transport; exocytosis
Cellular component (GO): plasma membrane; exocyst
Molecular function (GO): phosphatidylinositol-4,5-bisphosphate binding
Source: RefSeq, a predicted model, not a curated record